UUAAUUUUGUGUUACACAAGUUUAUUUGCUAAUUAAUAGUUAUUAUCAAUUAUUAAAAAUUUGUUAGAGAUUUUAUUACCCUCAAAAUGUUGCAUUUACCUUAUUACGAUUUACAGACUAAUUUCAGUUCAAAAAAUUUGGGUAAGACAUCAUGGUCAGAAGUUCAAUAUUCGGAUCGAAGUAUCUUAUAUCGUAUUGAGCAAUAUUUAAACCGCUUUUUGCUAUCAACAAAAAAACCAAGAUUUCUUGAUAGAGAAGUAAUUGUCAAUGCCCUGCGAACAGAGUAUCCAGAGUAUAAUAGGAAACCUUGGGGUGUUAUGUUAACUUUGACUGCUAGAGCGUUAGUUGCACUCGAUGAAACAAAAAAAUUAAAAGGUGCCAAAGCAUUAGAAUACGCAUCAGAAGACUCAACAAUUGACAUAAUAUCUUCUGAAGAUGAGGAUAUUGACAUAACAAAUGAUUUGGAUCCUCCAGAAAAUUCAAACCAUUAUAUUACUGAAGUAAACAAUUCAGCUUCGGAAUUAGCCCAGGAAGUUGGAUUAAAUUCUUUCACCUAUGAUUUAACUACCAACAGUGAAAAAAAUAAGCCAGCUACUUACCCUCCUAAUGACUCUGAAAUCAUGCCUGGUUGGGUAAUAGACAAGAUGCCAAUGAAAAGUGCAAAAAGAAAAAACAAUUUAGACAAAACUGUCGAAGGAAUGCCAACACCUUUGAAAAAAGUUUGUCAACAAUUAGGUACUGCUGAAGAAGUAACUUUAACGUUUGAUGAUUUAGCUGGUUGUGAUUCAGUGUUAUUGGAAAUAUGUCAGCUAAUAAUGCAUAUCAAGCACCCAGAAGUUUAUAAGACAUUAGGUGUAUCUCCUCCAAAAGGAUUUUUAUUGCAUGGCCCACCUGGUUGUGGUAAAACCCUCUUAGCACAGGCAGUAGCAGGAGAGUUAAAAAUUCCAUUAAUAAGCAUUGCUGCUCCACAACUAGUUGUCGGUAUAAGUGGAGAGUCAGAAAAACGAGUGAGAAAAUUGUUUGAAACUGCUGUUAAAUCAGCACCUUGUGUACUGUUCAUUGAUGAAGUAGACUCAAUUUCUCCACACAGAGAAACAACUUCACGGGAUAUGGAACGUAGAAUUGUUGCUCAAUUACUAUCAUCAUUAGAUAGUUUAAAAGAUGAUGACAAAGUAAUUGUGAUUGGUGCUACAAAUCGUCCUGACAGUUUAGAUCCAGCAUUGAGACGAGCUGGCCGGUUUGAUCGUGAAGUUUGCCUCGGUAUUCCUGAUAGACAAUCUCGUAGAGCAAUGUUAGAUCUGAUGUGCAAAAAUUUACGAAUUGAUCCAACUGUCAGUUUGGAUAAAUUAAGUGAAUUAACACCAGGUUAUGUUGGUGCUGAUUUGAAAUCCCUCACAAGAGAAGCAGCAACUAUAGCAGCUAAUAGAACUAUUGAAGCUAUAAAAAAGAAGUUGCAAGUAAUAUCUGAUGACGAUAAACCUGAUGAGACUGAACAAUUGUUAUCUUCAAACAAGAAUGAAGUCAAAAAUACAUUGAAAUUGCUUCGUUCAGAUAAUUUUAUUCCGACAAAUGAAAUGAGUGAAAUAAAAAUUGAAUUAAAUGAUUUUAUAGAAGCUCUGAAGAAAGUGGUUCCUUCAUCCAAAAGAGAAGGAUUUGUUACAGUGCCCAAUGUUACAUGGGAUGAUAUCGGUUCUCUAAAGAAAAUAAGAGAAGAACUGCACAUGGCUAUGUUGGCUCCUGUAACUCACGCUAAAGAAUUCACUGCAUUGGGUUUAGAUGUUCCUACUGGAGUUCUGUUAUGUGGACCUCCAGGUUGUGGUAAAACAUUGUUAGCCAAAGCUGUAGCAAAUGAAGCUGGUAUUAAUUUUAUAUCUAUUAAAGGCCCUGAAUUAUUGAAUAUGUAUGUUGGUGAAAGUGAACGAGGAGUACGUCAGUGUUUUCAAAGAGCACGCAAUUCACAGCCUUGUGUCAUAUUUUUUGAUGAAAUUGAUGCACUUUGUCCUAAAAGAAGUGACAUGGAUGCAAAUGGUCGUUCUGGUCAACGUGUUGUCAAUCAAUUAUUAACUGAAAUGGAUGGUUUUGAAGGUGGUAGAAGUGGUGGUGUUUUUGUUAUGGGUGCAACAAAUCGGCCAGAUAUGAUAGAUCCUGCUGUACUUAGACCAGGACGUUUGGAUAAAGUUUUAUAUGUUGGAUUGCCAGAUGAAGAAGGCCGCGUAGACAUAUUAAAAGCAGUGACUAAAAAUCGUAAAAAACCAGUGUUGGCUGAUGAUGUAGACUUGGAAGCGAUUGGCAAAAAUGAAAAAUGUUCUCAUUUCACUGGAGCUGAUUUAGCUGCACUUGUACGAGAAGCAGGUAUUUUAUGUCUGCAAGAAUAUAUAAGUUCAAAUGAUGUGAAUAAACAAUUGGCAAUCCAGAGUAAACACUUUGAAGAAGCAAUGAUGAAAAUAAGGCCUUCAGUAUCUGCUGAGGAUCAGGCACAUUAUGAAUUAUUGAAAUUAGAAUAUGCUGCACCAAGAAUUUGAAGUAUAAAAUAUUAUUUCAUAUAUAAAAUUAAAUUCAAUGAUACUUGUUAUGAUGAGUGUUUGUUCCUGUUAAUUUUUAUUGUUUUGUAAUUCAUAAUUAAAAUUUCAUUUACCAUUGAA
Molecule: messenger RNA, 2642 nt
Organism: Melanaphis sacchari
Lineage: Eukaryota; Metazoa; Arthropoda; Insecta; Hemiptera; Aphididae
Product: nuclear valosin-containing protein-like
Exons: 14
Coding region: 87-2522 (811 amino acids)
Biological process (GO): ribosome biogenesis
Cellular component (GO): nucleus
Molecular function (GO): RNA binding; ATP binding; preribosome binding
Source: RefSeq, a predicted model, not a curated record